Messenger RNA from Nelumbo nucifera (sacred lotus), 841 nucleotides. Its product is annotated as NADH dehydrogenase [ubiquinone] 1 beta subcomplex subunit 9-like. The record is from RefSeq and is a predicted model, not a curated record. NCBI's taxonomy places the organism in Eukaryota, Viridiplantae, Streptophyta, Magnoliopsida, Proteales, Nelumbonaceae. Gene Ontology annotation, cellular component: respiratory chain complex I. Gene Ontology annotation, biological process: mitochondrial electron transport, NADH to ubiquinone.
GGAUUGCAACUGCAGAUGGGAAGGCGAUGUGAAUGAGGUGUCCAGUGUCCACCUAACGAACGUCGCAGAUCCCUUGUGCGUUAAUCCGAUGCUGACGAUAUAAAAUUCGCACUUCGAACUUACGACUUCCUAACUCGUCUCAGAGAGAGAGAGAGAGAGGGAGAGAGAGAGAAGGGGGCAGGCAUGAGUGCUUCAUACCUAGCGAGGAGGGCUGCUCAGAAGGAGCGGGUGAGGAUCCUCUACAGAAGGGCUCUUAAAGACACUCUCAACUGGGCCGUCCAUCGCCAUCUCUUCUAUCAAGAUGCAUCCGGCCUCAGAGAAAAGUUCGAGGCCAACAAACAUGUGGAGGAUCUUGAUACCAUUGAUAGAAUGAUUGCUGAUGCUGAAGCAACCUAUAACAAGUGGCGGCACCCUGAUCCUUACAUUGUUCCUUGGGCUCCUGGUGGUACCAAGUUUACGCGAAACCCAACACCACCUUCUGGGAUCGAGAUAAUCUAUGGUUAUGGUCGUGAAGAUAAUGACUGAAACCGGCAUGGUAUUCUGUGGUAAUUGGGAUCCAAGCUUCGAUGACUUUGAUUUUCUCACUUGCAUGUGCCAUCUAGGGCUUCAUGUUUUGUUGAUGGACUAAGUUUAUUCCAUAUUUUCCCAUUUUAUUUUAGCAUCAACUGUUAAAGAUGAGAGCCAUAAUCGUGCAGGACCUGUUACAAUUCUGCAGUGUAAAUGCUUGUGCAUGAUCCUUGGGAAAUGUAGUCUGUCUGAAACCAGGCCUACAAAACAAUUCCGUUAACCAAACAGCGUCGUUAUCCAUCUCUUGGUUCAUUAUCUAUUAUUCAUUUUUUUC